Messenger RNA from Electrophorus electricus (electric eel), 1744 nucleotides. It is a transcript of the gene pou1f1, whose product is annotated as POU class 1 homeobox 1. The record is from RefSeq and is a predicted model, not a curated record. NCBI's taxonomy places the organism in Eukaryota, Metazoa, Chordata, Actinopteri, Gymnotiformes, Gymnotidae. Gene Ontology annotation, biological process: regulation of transcription by RNA polymerase II. Gene Ontology annotation, molecular function: DNA-binding transcription factor activity, RNA polymerase II-specific; RNA polymerase II cis-regulatory region sequence-specific DNA binding.
GGUAAUGCAGCGUGAGUACCUGUGGAGGUAAGCGGACAGACUGUCAGUCAUGAGCUGCCAGGCCUUCGGAGGAGGCGACUCCUUCGGCUCCCUGAGUGGGGACUCUGCCGCCCUGCCCCUGCUCAUGCAUCACACUGGAGCCGCCGACUGCCUGCCCGUCUCCAGCCAUGCUGGUGGCAUGGUGCCCCCAGUCCCCUCUGCUCUGCCCCUCGUCCAGUCGUCCAAACGCUCCCACAUGCAUCUAUCCACCUCUGCCCUCAGCAGCGCCUCCGCUGGCCUGCACUACUCGAUGCCCCCGUGUCACUAUAGCAACCAGCAGACCACCUACGGCAUGAUGGCAGAUAAAAGCAUAGGCUUUUUGUUCCCAGCACAGGAAAUGCUAUCAGCCAGCAUCUCUCAGACCCGCAUCUUGCAGACCUGCAGUGUGCCACAUGCCAACAUGGUGAAUGGAGCCAGCUCCCUGCCAGGUGCGCUGGCUCCUUGCCUGUAUAAGUUCCCUGAGCACAGUCUGGGCGGGGGCCCUCUGGCGCACACUUUCCCUCCGCUGCCCCAGGCCCUGUUCACAGACGAGCCCACGCUGGGGGACAUCAAGCAGGAGCUGCGCAGGAAAAGUCGCCCCCCGGAGGAACCGCCGGACAUGGACUCACCACAGAUCCGCGAGCUGGAGAAGUUUGCCAAUGACUUCAAACUGAGGAGGAUCAAACUGGGUUACACUCAGACUAAUGUUGGAGAGGCGCUGGCAGCUGUGCAUGGCUCCGAGUUCAGUCAGACCACCAUCUGUCGCUUUGAAAACCUACAGCUCAGUUUCAAAAAUGCUUGCAAGCUCAAAUCUAUUCUGGCCAAGUGGCUUGAGGAAGCAGAGCAGGCCGGGGCUCUAUUCAAUGACAAAAUGGGAAUGCAAGAACGCAAACGGAAGCGAAGAACAACCAUUAGUCUGGGGGCAAAGGAGGCGCUGGAGAGAAACUUCGUUGAGAAGAGUAAGCCGUCAUCGCAGGAAAUUGUGCGCAUGGCGGAGGGUCUCCACCUGGAGAAAGAGGUGGUGCGUGUUUGGUUCUGCAACCGCAGGCAGAGGGAGAAGCGGGUCAAGACCAGCCUUCACCACAGUUCACUCAUCACCAAAGACACUCCCACCUGCAGGUAGAGCCGCUGGAAGUCCUUAUGCUAUUAAAACACUCUGUUCAGGUUCUGGUAGCUUUUUGCCACUUAAAACCACAAAGUAACUUGGCGUUAGUCGAAGAGGCAGACACUCUUGUGUAUGGAGUGGAGUAUCUUGAGGUUCAGAUAGUCCUGUUUCCCAUGCAGUACUCUUUGUAUAUUUGGAAGUAACUGAUACAAAGAAUACGUGCAAAAUUGAAAUUAUGUUAAUAAUAUACAGUUGGACUAUGUUGGAGUUUUUGUUAAAUACUUAUUCUGAGUCUUAUACAGUAUGUAUAGUACUCUGCAAAAUCAUUUUAAAGAGAUUAUUCCUCCAAGUGCCUGAAAAAUAAGUUUGAUGUAAUGAGUUAUUUAAAUUAAUAUAUUCAGGUCAGAUUUUUACAAUAAAAUUUAAACUUAAUAUAUUGAGUCAAGAUGCAGAAUAAAGCAUUAUUAUGAAGUGCUGUUUCUCCACUGUAAUGUGUAUUCAUUACACUAUAACUAAUCCUACUUCUCUUAAAACCCCAAAUAAACACAAAAUAAAUCUAAAAGCACACUGGUGAUAUUGUCCUCUGUAAUGACAAAACUGAAAUAAAUGAAUGCAUGAUAA